Messenger RNA from Phaeodactylum tricornutum CCAP 1055/1, 850 nucleotides. RefSeq lists its product with no specific name. NCBI's taxonomy places the organism in Eukaryota, Bacillariophyta, Bacillariophyceae, Surirellales, Neidiaceae. The transcript has a single exon. The record is from RefSeq and is a predicted model, not a curated record. Bases 295 to 696 code for a protein of 133 amino acids.
CGAACCAUGAUGGUAUGCAAGCCUUCAACGCAUCGUUGCCAAGUUGGUACGCAAACCGUGUCCACUAGAAUUCGCCCACGGCAGAACCUUUUCCAAGCUUGGUCACCGUCCGUGUCCGAAAAAUUCUCUCGCCAAGGAUCACCACUGUCCAAAACCCUAGGACGAGGAACGGAAGUUGGUGGGAUCGAUCCAACCCGCGAGCUGACACUCCCGAGCUAGAAUCCGCAAGGAUUUCCUUUGAACACGUUCCUAGUGGUCGCGUUGAUUGUCAGCUUUCCUAAACUAUAGAAAGAAAUGGGAGCGAACCAGAGCUCUCCCUCUACCGGUUCCGGCAACACGGCAUCACCAGAGCCAACCGUGAGCACGUUCCGUGAUGACGACGACGACAAAGCCGUGACCGAAACUAAAAUGACGUUUCAUAACGAUGACAAGGCCUCACAGCUUUCCGGUGUUCCUCUCAUUGAAUACAAAUGCCGUAAAAAGGAAAAGGCUUGGAAGAAUUGUGUCAAGAACUUUUACACGGAGCAAUUCUUGCCGGGACAGAGUAUGGACCAAGAAACGUACUGUGGAGAAAAAUUUGAAGCGUACCGACGGUGUUACUUGCGAGGUAUGAAAAAGGUGAUUUGGGAUAAAAAGGGCACCAAAGCCACGGAUCAUUCUUUUUUAGCCGAAUUUGAAGACGAAGAAGACGAAUAGAACGUACGCGAGGCGGAUGGGUGUUCGAUACGUUGCUCGUUCACCGUCACUAUUGUUCACAGUCAAUCACCUGCCGUCGUCUCACAGUCGCUCUACGGAAGCUCAAUUUUGUACAAACAAAUACAUUAACAUAAAAGCAUUGUAUUGCUUUGCG